Cloeon dipterum is the source of this 1178-nucleotide messenger RNA. RefSeq lists its product as uncharacterized. Gene Ontology annotation, cellular component: SAGA complex. Lineage: Eukaryota; Metazoa; Arthropoda; Insecta; Ephemeroptera; Baetidae. Bases 147 to 965 code for a protein of 272 amino acids. Gene Ontology annotation, molecular function: transcription coactivator activity; protein heterodimerization activity. The transcript has 6 exons. The record is from RefSeq and is a predicted model, not a curated record.
GUGCUGCAGUGUCUGUUGUCUGUGUUGCUAUACUAAACCGUACUAAACGUCCGGAUUUUAAAUUAUUCGGUUUUCAUUUUUUCUCAAAAUGCGACAUUAGUGGUGAAAACCGACUCGUCUAAAAAGAAGAUUCUCCGCAUUUUAUCAUGGCGGAGAAUAGAAAACUGUCGUCGUUGUGGGGCGCAAUACCGAAGCCUUCCGGAGGAUCAGAAUCUGCGACAGAGAAUCAGUCGCAGCAGCCGCCGCUGAUGCUGUUCAAGCGCGAAAAUCUGGUGUUCGACGCGCUGACAAAUUUUAUUCCGAUGCCCGGGCCUCCGCCCAAACAGGAGAACGACGACUGGGCCAAGCUGGACGACAACGUUCUGCAAUCACUCCAGUGCUUGCAGCUGGUGCGGCAAACGGGCCAGGAGGCCGAGCUGUCCGAGGCCCUAGUCCAGCUGCAGCGCGAAGAUGAAAAAAUUAUUCCGUGCAAGCGCAGGCGGCGUAGUCCCAGUGACGGGGCUAAAUCGAUAAUCGUAAACGUUGAAGGCAUUGACGCCCAAGUGUGUCGGGAUGUGACCAAGCGUGCUGUGACCGCCCUAUUGGCGCACACUGGAUGUCAUUCCGCCAAGAAUUCCGUUUUAGAGACGCUGACGGACGUGACGAAAAAUUUUAUUUACAAAAUUGGCUUGCAACUGAGUCACAGAAGGGCAAACCAAUCGCCAGAGUCAGCUUUGAUGGAAAGUGGAAUCGGCACUCUGGACGAAAUAGCCAGUUAUUACGAGGAGCGAGUACUCGCCCACAGGGCAAACAUGGAGGCCGCCGUGCAGAAACUACGCGAGAGUCCACUUUCGGAACCCAUGCCUCCAAGCCAAGAGGAAGAGACUGCAGUGGAGAUCCACUUCCCGGCAGGCAGCGAAGAGAUGGAGACAUCGCUGAGUACAGGCCUGCAAAUGCUCAUCACCAUGGAGAGUGGCAUUGAGUGAUUGUACCUCCUGUUCUAGCCAGAAUUUUUUUAAACUUUCGUUGAACACAAUACCAGUUUUUAAUAUUUAGCAGCUUUGCUGCACAGACUUUUAUUGGAUUAUACUGGGUAGACAAUCAUUAUUCAUUAAUUUCAAAUUUACAAUUAUUACUUCUUGUAUAUCAAUCAGUGUACACACCAAAAGUAUAAUAAAAAGUAGUCACAGUGAAUUAAA